AGAUUCCACCAAUCAAUGGAGCCCGUGGGGUUGCGAGAUGCGCCAGGGAAAGGCCAGCGUCCUACAUAAAGAGUGCGGGACAGGGAGCCGGGCGGCACACACACGGGGGGCAACACACCUUUCUACUCGCACGCGACAGAGGCGCACAGCAGCCAGAGGAAGAGUCAGGAGAAGAGUGAGGAAGAGAGGGGAAUACAGGAAGAGAGUCAGGAGAGAAGACAUGGUACGCUCUUUUGAACAAGGGAUCCCUGCAUGGGUCUUUGUGGGCACCCUGCUCCUCAUGAUCCACUCUAUCACAGUUAGAGGAGCUGCCCUGAAGCAGGAGGCAGCUUUGGACACCGGGGCCACGGUGCUGAAUCACUCCAUGAGCUUGGUGCAGCGCAUGGAGACCCUGCUGGCCAUGGGGAAUGGCAGUGAUGUCACUCUCCGGGUGCACACCAUCAGCACGGAUGAGGUGAAGGUAAUCCAGGCCCACAGUCUGGUUCUCACACUGCAGAGUGACGUGUUUGAGGAACUGCUGCUUACUCGUAACAACAGCUAUAUGGUGCUGAGGGAGACGGCCGACUGUGCAGCUGUGUUUGACAAGUUUGUCAGGUAUCUGUACUGCGGUGAUAUCUCAGUACGGCUGGAUCAGGCCAUUUCUCUGCACAAGCUAGCUAGCAAGUACCACGUGUGGGGCUUGCAACAGGGUCUGACCCAGUACAUGACCCAACACCUGUCAAGUGAUUCUCCCACCGGCCAUGUGGUCGGCUGGUACAACUAUGCACUACAAAUUGGUGACGUGGCCCUGCGGGACAGCUGCCUGCAGUACCUGUCCUGGAACCUGUCAUCUGUGCUACAGAGCGGAGAAUGGAGCUCCAUCAGUGAAGACCUGCUUCUCUCUUUGCUCCAGCGCUCUGACCUCAUUCUGCAGAGUGAGCUGGAGCUGUAUGAGGCCCUGGAAGCCUGGAUAAGCCAGAACCAGCCCAUCAGCAAGACGGUGGAAACUGCCUUAAGGGCUAUUCGAUACGGCAUGAUCCCUCCUCAGCACCUCUUCCGUCUUCAGAAGCAAUCCGCCCUCAUGCAGAAGAACUACGAGUCUCUCCGAGAUCUCCUCUAUUUAGCUUUCCAGUUUCACUCUGCCUCACCUAUCCAACUGGCCAAGUAUUUUGAUGUCAAUUGCAGUAUCUUCACCCCCCGUAACUACCUGUCCUCCUCCUGGGGUUCCCCUUGGGUCAUCAACAGCCCCACACGUGAUGACCGCAGCUUCAGCUUCCAGACCCAACUCGGCCCAAGUGGCCAUGACUCCAGCAAGAAGGUGACCUGGAACGCCCUAUUCUCCCCUCGCUGGCUCCCCCUCAGUGCCCGGUCAACCUAUACCGAGCUGGGAGCCAUGCAGCCUACACGCACAGACAGCGGUCGACCUCGCAUCAUUGUAACACCAGCUACUUCAAGUCCAGACUUUGCCGGAGUGAGUUUCCAGAAGACAGUGAUUGUGAUGGCAAGACAGCAAGGUAAGGUGGUGGUUCGUCAUGUCUACAACUUCCACCAAAGCACAGAGGAGGCCGGGGAUUUCCUGUUGGAUGCUGACCUGCAGCGCCGUGCAUCAGAGUACCUGAUUGACAGCUCCCUCUACCUGCACAUCAUAAUAAAACCUCUCUACCAUACCCUCCUUGUUGCAAGGAAGUGAAGGCAGUAUUCUGGCGUGGCCUUACCAUCGGUUAUCCACCCUGCACAAUCGCACAAUUACACGCACACAUAUUCCAAAGUAAGUUCAUAUCACAGAACGUGUUUAUGCAUCAGGUCUGUGACAUCUCCAUUGUUGAGUAGUUUGUGCAUUCUGUUGUCUUCCAACUAUUUAGCAAGGAGGUGAUUGGUACAAAAAAGACUCACAACUCAAGCGCUCAGCAGUGUUAAUCAGUGUAACGAUGGUGGGUUAAUCAGUAUUACUGGCUUACUAAGAAAGAAAAAUAAACUUCAGUGUACUGUAUUUUCUUUUUUUCAGGUAUUUUAUGUCUGGUAGUAUGUUCCUUGAAUGUGUGAAAUAUCUGUCAUGGUUAAUGAUGUUUGCAUAGCUUACAUAGAUUUGUUUUUAGAUCAAAUGUAAUUGUUAUCAAUUUAAUGCAUUUCACAAUUAAGCGGUCAACCUUAGGUUUUGAUAGAUUUUUUUUGUUCAUGGUACUGUAUCCUGUGACACAUAUAUACCUGUUUGUUGUUUACAUACAACAUUGUGUAAAUUGAAGGUCAAUCCCAUCAUCACUGUUCCUUUGUAGUUAACUUGCAAGACAGUAUUGGCUGCAGUUGUAGUCAUUUGGUUUCUUAUUUUCUUAAAUGUCUUUACACAUGUAUCUUAUCUGUCUUUUAAAGACACCAUGCUAGUAUGUGAUUUUCAUCCCGAAUCAAACAAAAAAAUAGCAAUAAAAGAGAAUUACACAAAAUUA
Molecule: messenger RNA, 2420 nt
Organism: Notolabrus celidotus (New Zealand spotty)
Lineage: Eukaryota; Metazoa; Chordata; Actinopteri; Labriformes; Labridae
Gene: btbd17b
Product: BTB (POZ) domain containing 17b
Exons: 3
Coding region: 38-1669 (543 amino acids)
Molecular function (GO): protein binding
Source: RefSeq, a predicted model, not a curated record